AUGCCGUCAAAACAUUUGCAGGGAGAGGAUGAAAUUCUGUUGACUCCCUGGAGGGAUUUUCCUGUCGAAGACACAGACCCAUUUGCCCCCCCGGAUGAAGAGAAGUGGGAUUUCGUCCUGGUAAGCGACAUCCACGAAGUGGGCAGCGAGAAGGAGAUCAAGAGGAAGAAGUUCCUGGACGAGCUGAGCAAGAAGGGGUUCACCAUCAAGAAAAUUGAGGAUAAGAAACUAUUUUAUGGAGUCCGUGCCCCAAAACAGAUCUUCCAGAAAUACCAGGGGCUCCUGAGGAAACCCAACAACAGGCUGCAAAACCCCAACGUCCAUCAAGACGUACCAGUGACCACCAGGAUACAGAUUGUGAACUUCAUCCUGCAGAAUACGACGACGCCCGACCUCGAGAAGCUGCAUGACCUGAUGAAGAAGAAGGUCUUUGAGGCGACGUUUCCCCUGCACGAGAAAGAAGAGGUAAGGGAAUUCCUAAAGGAGAAAUGGGCUCGCUGGAGAGGUAUAUUUUGCCAACAGCCGAUUGAGAAGAUCAGGUGCUAUUUUGGUGAGAAGGUGGCCCUGUACUUUGCCUGGCUGGGCUGGUACACCUACUUGCUGGGAAUCGCGGCAGUGGCUGGAACGGUGGUCUUCGUGGCUGGGAUUACUGUUUUCAGUUCCAGCCAGGUGAGCAAGGAGAUCUGUGAAGCCAGUAACACCAUCAUGUGCCCACUCUGCGACCAGAAGUGCUCAUUCUGGCUGCUCUCCGACACCUGCACCUACGCCAAGGUCACCCACAUGAUUGACAACGAGGGGACAGUUUUGUUUGCCAUGUUCAUGGCAAUCUGGGCCACUGUGUUCCUGGAGCUGUGGAAGAGGCAGAGAGCCACCGUGGUCACCAACUGGGACCUGUACAGGUGGGAUGAGGAAGAGGAGGAGCUGGCUAUGGAGCUGAUCAAUAAUUUGCAGCACGAACCCCAGCAGUACCAGCACUCCUACUUCCGCAGCACCGUCAUACUCCUCUUGGUUCUGUUGAUGAUUGCCGUGCUGAUCGGCAUCGCCCACGCACUCGUCAUUUACCGGGUGAUAGCAAUGGCUCUCUUCACCCAGAGCAACUUCGCGUUCCUCCGCGAGCAGGCCAACACGAUGGCGGUGAUGACGGGGGCCGUGCUGCACUACAUCACCAUUGUCGUCAUGACCAAGGUCAACAGGCGUGUGGCCCUCUACCUCUGUGACCUAGAGAAACCACGGACCUUCUCCCAGCGUGAGAACAACUUCACCGUGAAGAUCUUCACCUUCCAGUUCUUCACAAACUUCUCUUCGCUCAUCUACAUCGCCUUUUUCCUGGGAAGGAUCAACGGCCACCCGGGGAACUACGUGCGCAUUGCUGGCAAGUGGAGGCUGGAGGAGUGCCACCCCAGCGGCUGCAUCACCGACCUCUUCAUCCAGAUGGCCAUCAUUAUGCUGCUCAAGCAGACCAUCAGCAAUGUGAUGGAGUAUCUUGUCCCCUGGAUAGCCCACAAGCUACGCAAGAAGCAGCAGCGCCCCAAGAAGAGACGCUUGAUUUUAGGAGAGGAGGAAGAGGCCGAGGACCCCUGCAAAAGGCAGUGGCUGAGCAACUAUCAACUCAACGAGGUCAACAUCUUCAGCUUGUUUGAUGAGUUCUUGGAGAUGGUAAUCCAGUACAGCUUCACUACCAUUUUCGUCGCUGCCUUUCCCCUCGCCCCGCUGCUGGCGUUCUGCAACAACCUCUUCGAGAUCCGCCUGGAUGCCAUCAAGAUGAUGCGGCUCUGCCGGCGCAUGGUGCCCAGGAAGGCCAAUGACAUCGGAAUCUGGCUGCAUGUCCUGGAGGCCAUCGGCAUCCUGGCUGUCAUUGGGAAUGGACUGGUGAUCGCCAUCACGUCUGACUUCAUUCCCAUGCAGGUCUACAAGUACACGUACAGCCCCUGCAUGACGGAAAACAACACUGGCGUGGACUGCUCGACCGGCUACAUCAACCACAGCCUCUCCAUCUUCCGCGUUCAGGACUUCGAGCCGUACACAAACGUGCCUGAAAUGCAGCCGGACUUCGUCAGGGACGAGAUCAAGGAGUGCAGGUACCGGGAUUACCGGAAUGCCGACGACUACAGCUACACAGUCCAGUUCUGGCACAUCUUCGCAGCCCGGCUUGCCUUCCUCAUCCUCUUUGAGCACGUGGCUCUGUGUGUCAAACUGAUUGCAGCCUGGUACGUCCCUGAUGUCCCUCAGUUCGUUAAGAAUCAGCUUCUGGACAGAAAACACAGCAACCUUCAUGAAGAACUGAGGUGGGUGAUGCCCCAGAAGGUGCCAGGGGCUGCUGUGCUCAGAGAUGGCACAGCCUCCAGCAGGAGCAUGAUGGAGUACUCCACCGAGGUCCAGCCACUGCUCACUGAGGAGAAUGAGAAACACGGGCUUGAGCUCCCCCCCCAGCCUGGCAGUGCCGCGGGCGCGGGAGGAACCGCCGCGGCACCGCCCGCGGAGACGGGCCACGUGCACUGGCUGUGA
Molecule: messenger RNA, 2505 nt
Organism: Aptenodytes forsteri (emperor penguin)
Lineage: Eukaryota; Metazoa; Chordata; Aves; Sphenisciformes; Spheniscidae
Gene: ANO9
Product: anoctamin 9
Exons: 24
Coding region: 1-2505 (834 amino acids)
Biological process (GO): chloride transmembrane transport
Cellular component (GO): plasma membrane
Molecular function (GO): chloride channel activity; protein dimerization activity
Source: RefSeq, a predicted model, not a curated record